Messenger RNA from Mucor mucedo, 1725 nucleotides. Its product is annotated as major facilitator superfamily domain-containing protein. The transcript has 2 exons. Lineage: Eukaryota; Fungi; Mucoromycota; Mucoromycetes; Mucorales; Mucoraceae. The record is from RefSeq and is a predicted model, not a curated record. Gene Ontology annotation, cellular component: membrane. The coding region runs from base 75 to 1628 and encodes 517 amino acids. Gene Ontology annotation, molecular function: hexose transmembrane transporter activity. Gene Ontology annotation, biological process: monosaccharide transmembrane transport.
AAAACAUUUUUUUUUUUUUUUUUUUACUUUUUUUACAAACUUUAAUUAAUCACUUGAAUAUACAUCUAUAAAUUAUGGAUUCCCGCGAUAUAAAUUUACCUAAAUACAUGGUGUAUUGCGGUGUUAUUGCCAGUAUUGGUGCAUUCUCCAAUGGUUGGACCAUUGGUUCACCCAAUGUUCCCGGUGAAGUCACACACAACUGUCCUUCAGGCGAUUCGCAUGUCAACAACCCUGCUUUCCCUGAUUGUUUACCAAUGGACACCUCCUUAUGGGGUUUUGCUGUUGCUUCUUUCUGUGUGGGUGGUUUGAUCGGUAGUGCCAUUGGUGGUGCUAUUCAAACCAGACUCGGUCGUAAAUUGACAAUUAUUGUUAAUAAUGCUGGUUUCGUCAUUGGUGCUGUCUUAAUUGGUUGUUCUGUUCACAGUGCCAUGUUUAUUAUCGGUCGUAUCUUUUGUGGUUUAUCCUGUGGUCUUGGUUCGCUUGUGAUUCCUACUUAUCUUGGUGAGAUCUCUACUCGAAAGGCAAGAGGUUUGCUCGGUUUCUUCAACCAGUUCUUUGUUGUUACUGGUAUUCUUUUAUCUUCUGUCAUUGGUUUACCUCUUGCUAAAGUCCCACUCUGGCGUCUUGCUUAUGCUAUUGUUGCUAUCCCUGCUGUCUUCCAAAUUUUUGCCAUGGGUACCUGUGUGGAAUCUCCUCGUUGGUUAGUAUCUGUAGGUCGUAUUGAAGAUGCGCUCAUCAGUCUUCAAAAGUUGCGUGGUACUGCUGAUGUCACUGAGGAAUUCUUUGAUAUUGUCUCUGGCCAGCUCGGUAAGAAGAAGGCUGCUCGUAUCUUGAAGGCUAAUUCACAUGAAAAGAACGUGAAGCCUGUGGAUGAAGGUUUUGAUAACAAUGAUGCUGAAUUCGAUAGCACUCAUUACGGUAAGGCUGCUCAUGGUGGUAGUGGUUCUGAUGAUUUAGAAGCUGGAGCAGAAGAUGAUGAUGAACAACGUCCUCCUAUGAGUAUUGUUCAAAUCUUUAGAGACCCCGCUAUUCGAAAGAUUACCUUGAUUGUGUUAUUCCAUCAUAUGAUUCAACAACUCUCUGGUAUGAAUGCCGUCAUGUAUUACUCUACUACUAUUUUCGAACAAGCUGUGAGCCAUGAAGAAGCACAAUACAUGGCUAUUUAUACCACCGUGGUGAAUUUCGGUAUGUCGAUUGUUGCCAUGUUGUUUAUUGAUCGAGUGGGAAGACGAUUCUUGUUGAUUGCAUCUGAACUUGGUACAACUAUUUUCUCUAUUUUGCUUGUGAUUGGUUACCUCUACAAUAUCCCCAAUCUCUUGAUUGCUUCCGUCUUUAUCUAUGUUGCUAGUUUUGCUAUUGGUAUUGGACCUGUGCCUUGGAUGAUUACCUCCGAGAUGAGUCCUAUUGAAGCCUCUAGUAGUGUGGGAGCAGUGGCUACAGCCAUGAACUGGGCCAUGAACUUUUUGAUCGGACAAGUAUUCCCCAUCAUCUUUGCAGCCAUUCAAGGAUGGUCUUUCCUUAUUUUUGCCGUCAUUUGCUUCACUUCUGCCUGUGUUACCUUUUUCUUUUUACCUGAAACCAAGGGUAGAGCUAUUGAAGAUAUUGUCGCUGGUUUUACUAAAAAGUAAAUUUCGACACCCAUCAUAUCCCCUUUUAAUUAUCUAUCAUUAAAAAAAACAUCCCUCUCUUUGUAAAUAUUAAUAAAUCUAUUUUUUUUAUCAUCGU